This is a messenger RNA of Entrophospora sp. SA101, 657 nucleotides long. NCBI's taxonomy places the organism in Eukaryota, Fungi, Glomeromycota, Glomeromycetes, Entrophosporales, Entrophosporaceae. The record is from the annotation of a GenBank genome assembly.
AUGAAUUUUUGGUCAGGCAAAAGUAAAAAGAAUACUAUUCGUUCUAGAACAACCCCGGUCUCACGUCCUUUAUUUCUUUCACAACCUUUUAUCGAUGCAACAUUAGUAGAAGGAAGUUUUAAAAAAAUCGUUGUUUUACCAAAACAUGUAAACGAAGAUGAAUGGUUUGCUGUAAAUGUGGUUGAAUUCUUUACAUAUCUUAAUAUGUUUUAUGGAACCGUUACUGAUUUUUGUACAGCAGUCCGUUGUCCAACUAUGAGCGCUGGUCCAGGAUUUGAACCUUAUACUUGGACAGAUCAAAAUCAAAAAAAGAGUACAAAGUUAUCUGCUCCAACUUACAUUGAUUACGUUAUGACUUGGAUUGAAAAUCUUAUCAAUGAUGAAAAUAUUUUUCCUACAAAAGUUGGUCGAGAAUUCCCAAGAGAUUUUCAUCAAAUAGCUAGAACAAUAUUUAAACAAUGUUUUAGAGUAUUCGCGCAUAUAUAUUAUAAUCAUUAUGAACAAAUCUUACAUCUCCGGGAAGAAAAACAUUUCAAUUCAUUAUUUGCACAUUUCACGUCUUUCGCCAAAGAAUUUAAUUUAUUGCAAGAUAAGAAAGAAUUGGCACCGUUAGAAGGUUUAAUUGUCUAUAUGGAAAAUAAUGGUCGUAUUAGUUAA